Molecule: messenger RNA, 1101 nt
Organism: Aspergillus versicolor CBS 583.65
Lineage: Eukaryota; Fungi; Ascomycota; Eurotiomycetes; Eurotiales; Aspergillaceae
Product: rhamnogalacturonan acetylesterase RgaE
Exons: 2
Coding region: 230-967 (245 amino acids)
Molecular function (GO): hydrolase activity, acting on ester bonds
Source: RefSeq, a predicted model, not a curated record
GGUUGACAGAUAUACCCUUUGUCGGGGGGUAAAACGCCGAGACUGACAACAUGUUCCACGUAUACGACGUCUUCCGCACCAAAGAAAGUGCCCAGUAACCCAGAUACGGACCUGUGAGGUCAGCUGGGGUAUAUAAAGAGCCAUGCGUCGCAUUCGAAUCGAAUGUGCAUCUCCGUUCACCAGAUAAAACUGAGGUUUCAAAUCACGAAAGCUAUCAGACACCUUCAACAUGAAGUCCGUUGCUCUUUCUACUCUUUCUCUUCUCCCAUGUGCGCUGGCACAGACGGUCUACCUGGCUGGUGACUCCACCAUGGCGUCGAGCACUCCCGGAUGGGGCGACUACAUCGCGGACAGCCUCUCCGUCGAGAUCUCAAACCAGGCAAUCGGUGGCCGCAGCGCACGCUCCUACACCAGAGAGGGCCGCUUCCAGGCGAUCGCCGACUCCCUCCAAGAAGGCGACUACGUCGUCAUCGAGUUUGGACAUAACGACGGCGGUUCCCUUUCUGAAGACAACGGCCGCACAGACUGUCCAGGUUCCGGCGACGAGACAUGUGAGACCACAUACGAUGGCGUCGCCGAAACCGUCCUCACAUUCCCCAAAUACCUGGAGAACGCCGCGCAGCUGUUCCUCGACAAGGGUGCUAAGGUCCUGAUCUCCAGUCAGACCCCAAACAACCCCUGGGAAUCUGGCGAGUUUUCCUAUAGCGCGAGUCGCUUUGUUGAGUACGCCCAGUUGGCGGCUGAGACAGCAGGUGUUGAAUAUGUGGACCACGGGGCUUAUACCGCCGCUAUUUUCGAGUCGCUGGGUGCGGACACAGUUAACUCGUACUACCCUAACGACCACACCCACACCAAUGAUGCGGGCUCUGAUGUCGUUGCCGACGCUUUCCUGAAGGCUGUUACAUGCAGCGAUGUCGCUCUGAACGAUGUUUUGUCAACAACCGAUUUCGCUGGUGAAUGCUUGUAGUCGAUUGAUGGGUAUCGCGGCUAUGUAUGAAAUCAACAUAUAAACGAGAAGCAAUACAAUAAAUGUGCGCAAAAUGUAUGUAUCGCUGUAUGAUUAAAUCACGAGAAGCAAAGCAAAGAAAUAUAAGAGAAAUA